AUGACAAGUCCCAACGAUCACAACCACCACGCAGCGCGAGCCGCGCAUGCUACAACCUACCCACUGGUACCAGUCGAGGAGCAUCCUGAACAUAUCUCUCUACAAUCGCAGCCAUUGAGCUCCGCAAGCUCCUAUGCAGACUUGAAUUAUCUCUUCGGUACCCAAGACCCCGCAAUGCUUGUACCAAAGCCUAGUCGCAACCGUCGAAAGUCCACCCAAGGUUCCGAGCAUACCAAGCAUCGUCGGACUCGAUCUGGAUGCUACACAUGUAGAAGUAGGCGGGUGAAGUGCGAUGAGGCACGCCCGAUUUGCGAACGAUGCAGUAAAGGCAGUCGAGAUUGUGUCUAUCCGCAACCCCCCACGUCAUCAAAAGCCUCUGGGAGCGGACCAUCUAAACGCUCUCAAGUUUCGACUCGUGAAAGCCCAGGUUCUUCAUCGGACGAGUUCGAAGAUGCGGACAGUUCUGAGCGACAACUGGCGCCCAUACCUGAUGAAGACGGAUUCCAUGGAGAUCCCACCCAUCCGCAGGGUAUACCUAAACCAACGGCCCAACGUACAAAUGCCAGCCAGCCUUCUUGUGGCCCAAAGUCUUCAACUCGGAAUAGCUCGGAGGCCCCGUCCUUAGUGCAAGACAAAGGUUCAUCACCAACACCGUCGACCGAAGGCUCAGUCGGCUAUUCUUCAUAUAAAACUCUCUUUGGUUCUCGGCUCCCCCCAAAACCGACCUCCUCUACUUCCGAUAGAGGCGACUGGUCCUAUCUGCCACAAGAUCUCCGGUUUUAUCUAACUUACUUUUGCGAAAAUAUUACCCAUCACCAUUACUCAUUGAAGUAUGAUGCUGAGGAUUUUAUGCGGACGCGGUUCCUGGAUAUUGCGCUUGAGAACGAAGGCUUACUCUACGCUAUUGUGGGAUUUUCGGCCUUUCAACACACCUUGCACCACCCCGGCCGCAAUAUCCAGGGGUUCCUCCAGUAUUACAAUAAAUCCGUGUCCUUGCUCCUUCGAUCGCUAAAAAGGGGCGAACGGCACAACGAUGGGACAUUGCUGGCGAUUUUACAGCUGGCAACGAUCGAGGAAUUCUUGGGUGACUGGAUAAAUCUACUUGGUCAUCAAAAAGCUGCAUACCAAAUCUUGACCGAAUUGUAUAUGCCAGAAACAGUGAUGCAAGAUGAAACAUCCCGUAUCAUUCUUGGAUGGUAUAUGCGGUUCGACGUCUUUGCUGGCUUGAUGGGGGGUUUUGAGACUGUCCUUUCGAGGGACUGGUUCUCCGCAUCUUUCGGCGUUUGUCAACAGAUAGCCAUAAUGGACCCGACCGACCUAGAUUGGAAGAUCGAAACUGCACUUGCCCACCAUCGCCUCAUUGCGACAGAUAUGACCCUAUUGUUUGCAAGAAUGAGCAAAGGAGAAUUAUCCAUGGAUCGGUUUUUGAGGGAAAAUGCGGAUCUCGGUAGAAGAAUCGAGGAAUGGGAAAGCAAAAUGGACCCGGCUCUGAAGGAUAGCCGAUUCUUGAUCACUGAUUUCACGGGCGCUCCGCCUCGAGAUCCAGAUGAUAUUGUUGAUCCUUAUGCACCUGGUCUUAUCUAUAGUGGCCCUCUCUGGGCCAUGAACAUGGCUAGGAUUGACUGGCUUUCUAUCGACCUGAUGCAUACUUAUCAAACCGCCCUAACAACGAAAUCUCCACCAAGCCCUGAGUUGAUGCAAAAGGCAUAUAGAAUCUGCCAGUUAUUCGAGGCUAUGGAAUUAUGGCCUGGUAGUGUGCCUGGCGCCGUCGUGGCUUGUCAAGCAAGCCUCGGCAUUUCGUGUCUAUUUCUUCCAAAAGAUGAGCGUCAUUCUAUGUGGGCUCGGCGAAAGCUUGCUACCAUCGAAUCCCACGGGUACAUUUUCCCGCAUACUUUUCGAUCGAAAAUGGCAGACCUUUUUGGGGAUCGAUCGUGUAUGCACUGGUGGCUUCCAAACGAAGAGCGCUAUCCGCCAAUUAUCCGUUCCAUACGAAAAUUUGUCGAGGAGCGUUCCUCGCCUGCAAAGGAUGUUUCCAGUGAGGAUUUGCGGGACAUGAAGGCCAUUUUCGCCACAAUGAAGCUCGAUGAAGGCAUCGCAGACCCGGAAGAACACAAAGGUACAUCGGCCCUGGCUAGCAUAGCCGUUGCGACUACGGCAGGGAACGUGGAAGAUAUGACCGAUAUUGUGGAAGCAGACGCCUACAGCGGUUGGCAUUGA
Messenger RNA from Venustampulla echinocandica, 2217 nucleotides. RefSeq lists its product as uncharacterized. Gene Ontology annotation, molecular function: zinc ion binding; DNA-binding transcription factor activity, RNA polymerase II-specific; transcription cis-regulatory region binding. The record is from RefSeq and is a predicted model, not a curated record. NCBI's taxonomy places the organism in Eukaryota, Fungi, Ascomycota, Leotiomycetes, Helotiales, Pleuroascaceae. The transcript has 5 exons. Bases 1 to 2217 code for a protein of 738 amino acids. Gene Ontology annotation, cellular component: nucleus. Gene Ontology annotation, biological process: positive regulation of transcription by RNA polymerase II.